AUGCCCGCCCGCACACCUGGUGUGUUUGCGCAGGGGCUGUAUCCUGGGUCCCUGCCUGCCAAUUUCCCUGCGUCCCCUCGGGUCCCUGGCUGCACUGUGGCUGUGCACGCGUCUGGGGACUUCCGGGUGUCCCUCUCCGUGCAGCCUCGUCCCUGGACAAGCCCCUCGUGGCCCUCACCUCCCAAUCCCCCCCUCCCCAAGCCCCGUGGGUGCGCAGCCCCCUGCACUCUGCUUCCCCCUCGGUCCGCCCUCCUUGAAAGUCGGUGUGCGCCCGGGUCCCUGCGGGUGCCCGCCCGAGCACUCGUGUGCCCCCGCCACCCCGGGGAGCCGCGUCCCGGCGCCCCGUUAGGCUUCUCCCCUCGCACCCCACCCCCACGCCCACCCCACGGCGUGCGUCCCCUGGGUGCGCCCGGCCCAAAGGCCGCCGGGCGCUCACGGCCACGGCUGAACCCCACCGCCCGGCGCGGUGCGGGGCGGAGGGAGGGGGCGGCGGCGGGGAGCGCGGGCGCGUCACCGAGACAGACAGGCGGGCGGGCGGGCGGCGGCGGCCGCGGGUUCGAGCCGGCGCCGGAGCCCCCCGCGGCCCCCUCCUCCCCAACCCCCCAGCCCGGCCCCCGGAGCCGCGGCCGCCGCCGCCGCAAUGCAAUUUCCCGUGCAGGCGCCUGGGCUCCGGGGGACCUUUCCGGGCGGGUUUUGGAAAGAAGAGGGGGCCCCAGCGGCGGCAGCCCCCAACGAGGGUGGGAUGUGGGCGGUUUCACAGGCUCAUCAACAACACUCCAGGCCCCACAGGCCAAGACCCCAGUCCGAGCCCUUGGCUGUGAGACCCCUGCAUGGGGAACAGGUGCAGCCGCCACAUCCCACCUCCUGGAGCACCUUCUUCCACUUGGGAUCCGGCUCCCUGCUAACUGCGCCUGGGAAAAGCAGCAGAAGAUGGCCCAAGUCCUUGGGUCCAUGUAGCCACGUGGGAGACCCGGAUGAAGCUCCUGACUCCUGCCAUUGAGGUCAUCUGGGGAUGACCAGCAGAUGGAAGACCUCUCCCUCUCUCUCUAACUCUGGCUUUCAGAUCAAUAAAUAAAUCUUUAAAAAAAAAAAAACACUACCCUCUGAUUCCCACUUUGUGUCUUGUCUGGCUCUCCCCUCCCUGUCCCAGCCAGGCCAGGGCGGGAGCCACAGAGAUCCAGAGCACGGCCCCCCACUCCCCAAAGAGCCCAGAGGCAGGA
Oryctolagus cuniculus (rabbit) is the source of this 1220-nucleotide messenger RNA. Lineage: Eukaryota; Metazoa; Chordata; Mammalia; Lagomorpha; Leporidae. The record is from RefSeq and is a predicted model, not a curated record.